CUUCACUUGGACGAGCGCUUUAUGCAACAAUCAUCCAACAUGUCAGCAAGAAUCCUUCUGGCUCUCUUCUUGGUUGCCGCUAUUUUGGAGACUAUCAACGGUACUCCUCACAGACCUAGAAACCCUCCGCCAUCUGUUAAUGAUUAUGAAGUCCAAGAACGACGCAGYCCCCCAGCAAAAYCUCCAACACAAGUCGAAGACGAAGCCAGCGAUGAAAUAAUAAUUGAUGACAUGAGAAUGAAACGAAAUCAGUUCCACAAGGACACAAAAACCCGUCAGAAGCGUAUGGCUUGGAGCACCGAUAACAAAUGGCCAAAAAGUGGAUCCACCGUUACAAUCCCAUAUACCAAUAGUGGUGCCAAUGAAGAAGUUAUAAAAAGAGCAGCGGAGGUCUUUAAAAGCAAGACAUGCAUUCGACUCGUCGCAAGAGGCUCAGAGAGCAAUUACCUCAAGUUCCAAAGUGGAAGCACGUGCUGAGRGCAAUUUUGCCAUACAAUCAGAACAUGUCGACCAAAGCAUUCCUUACGACUGCGACUCUAUCCUGCAUUACGAGGGUGGCGCAUUCCCCGCCAGCCCAGGACUGAAAACAAUAACCUCUACGUACUGUUCUGCUCUGGGAAACGAUGAUAAAAGGUUAUCGCUGCUGGACUACAAACGCAUCAAUAAAUUAUACGGCUGCGACGAUCCAACCUAUGUCUACUUUACCGUGAGAGUACAGACAGACGGCACUACUCUCAGUGGCUCUGGAACCGAUUGUUUUAUUUAUCUAAAACUACACGGAGAAUCAGGAACUUCCACUGAAUUCGAACUUGAUCUUGAUGACGCAGGCUCAUCAGAUCUCUUUGAAACAGGAUCGGAUGACACAUUCAGUAAGAUGGCCUACAAAAACAAUCUGGGCUCAAUAACCGGCAUUUCGGUUCGCAUGGUGAGCCAUGGGUCGUAUGAGGCAUGGUGGCCAAAUACGUUUAUAGUAACAGAUCCUGUGAACAGCCAAACGAAGACUUUCACGAAUAGUAAAUGGCUCUAUCCGAGUGAAGUCUAUGGCACAAGUAACUUCCCCAAACAGACUUAAUGUACUCGGCGGCUUGUAUCCCUCUCAUCAUUAUUGUGAAAUUGCAAACCAACAAAUUAAUUAGAUGCACAGACUAUUGUAACUGAGUUUCUUAGCAGGAAAGACAAAAAACACCUACUAGUAUUGUAGCUAGUACUUCUAAAAAUGUAAUCAAUGCAAUAAAUGGGGAAAAAACAA
Exaiptasia diaphana is the source of this 1249-nucleotide messenger RNA. Its product is annotated as astacin-like metalloprotease toxin 1. Gene Ontology annotation, molecular function: zinc ion binding; protein binding; metalloendopeptidase activity. The record is from RefSeq and is a predicted model, not a curated record. Lineage: Eukaryota; Metazoa; Cnidaria; Anthozoa; Actiniaria; Aiptasiidae. Gene Ontology annotation, biological process: proteolysis.